This is a messenger RNA of Entelurus aequoreus (snake pipefish), 1373 nucleotides long. RefSeq names its product intracellular hyaluronan-binding protein 4.S-like. The record is from RefSeq and is a predicted model, not a curated record. NCBI's taxonomy places the organism in Eukaryota, Metazoa, Chordata, Actinopteri, Syngnathiformes, Syngnathidae. The coding region runs from base 154 to 1206 and encodes 350 amino acids. Gene Ontology annotation, biological process: positive regulation of translational initiation; positive regulation of RNA splicing. The transcript is spliced from 9 exons. Gene Ontology annotation, molecular function: RNA binding. Gene Ontology annotation, cellular component: cytoplasm; nucleus.
ACGAAACCCAUCAAUUAACGAAAGGGCGGGGCCUCGUUCGCCACGCGCACCUGCAAGCAUUUAUAAAAAAAUGGCCCAAGCUUUAUCCGCCUUUGUUCGAAGCUCAAUGGCGACUUGACCGUCUUCUGGAGUCCUGUUAUCGCCUGAUAAAAGAUGCUGCCGGACGCUUAUGGCUGCGUGGUGGCCAACAGGUUCGGGAAUCUUCCAGACGACGAGUCCGACCCGCUGGACUUGUUAAGCGAGGUGGAAAGUGAAAAGGAGAAACAGAGGAAGAAGAAAAAGAAGGAGGAUGACAAGAAGAGCAAGCAGAAAAAGCCUGGUCAGAAGGAAUCGCAGAGGGACAGGCGUGUCCCCUUAACUACAACAAUGGCGGUUAAGGAGGUUGAUGCAGUAUGCAAGCGGCAACCCCAAGCUCAAGACAACAGAGCGGAGUCCACGAGAGGCUCAAAGACAGCUGCCUUUGGGCAACGUAGGGCUAACCCACCCAUGUACCCUCAGGAGUUCUCUGUCCCCAGGCCUUCCAACGAUCAGGAUGCUGCGCUCAGGAACCGAGCGGGAGGCAGGGGUAGAAAAGAGUAUACGAGGAACCUGGAUAACUUUGUGCUACGAGGCAAAAGAGAAUAUGACAGAGACAAUGGAACUGGAAUUUCCCCUGAUGAGAAGAGAGGUGGCAGAGGUCCGUGGAACUGGGGCUGUGUGGAAGAAUCAUCAAGUGAGUUAAUGGAGGUCACACCUGAUGCUCAUGUACAGGCUGAGGGGGCUCAAGCACCAGCGGAAGAUAACCAGAACAUUGCAGCAGAUGGAGAGAUGAUGGUCCAGGUUGCCAUGGAGAUGACCCUGGAUGAAUGGAAGGCCCUGCAAGAGGUCAGUCGUCCAAAGGCAGAUUUGAAUAUCCGCAAAGCUGAGAACACCAUUCCAUCGAAGGCAAAGGUCAUCCACAAGUCCAAACAUGUGGAACCUAUCAAAGAGAAUCUGGAGGAAAUGGAGGAUGACGGUCAUGUCUUCCGCCGUUCUGUGAAUGACAUCACCUCCCUCUUGGACAUCAACUUUGGAAGUCUGGGACGGCGGGGGAGAGGCAGAGGGACUCGCAGCGGGGGUCCACCCAGCUACCCGCAAAGAGCCGAAUCCAGGCUAGAGAAGGUGAACGAUGUUGCACCUGACCCGGACAACCCAGAAGAUUUUCCAGCACUAUCAGCAAGAAAUUAAGGUUUAUGCUCCAUGUAGUUAGUGGGGGGGAAAGGGUAGCAAUUAAAAACACUUGAGUAGGUUUAAUUCUGCUGUUAAAAUUUGGUGUUUUUAUCUUGCUGUAUUUUUGUUCUACUCCCAUGGCACUGAGCUUUAACUAUAUGAAAAUAAAGACUCAUGCAAAUGUU